CCUCCCCAUACAGUACACGGACAGACACACACACAUACAGUACGCCACCCAUCCCAUCCCAUCAAGAAGAAGGCACGACGACCCACCAGGAGGGGUUCUGUGUGGGGUACGGUGUGUCCGUCCUCUCAUUACACAGGUCAUGCUCAUAUCGGUCCUCCCGCACAUAGCGCACCGUCACCCGCCGCUGCCCAAAGAACUCCAAAACCGCCUUGGCACACCCACUGUGGUCGGGACGGUCCCGGCCAGGGAUGUGAAUCUUUUUCCGACUGAUGUCGAUGCUCGCGUGGUCAAACUUGCCGCACCAUGGCACCUGCAGAGAUCCAUAUACACGAGACAUGAGACGGCUUUCGUUCGUGUGUGGAAGAGGCUCACCUUGACUGUUCUGUGUCCGAUUUUGAUGGUUUGCAUUCUGCGUGAGGCACAGAAGUCGUGGCCGGCCAUGAUGGCCCCCGGCUUCAUCUUCUGGUGAUGAGAUGACAGACAUGACAAACAGACGGAUACGACAAAUGGAUGGAGAGACACAUCACACACGGGCGGGGCGAGUGGCAGGAGAGACGCGCGUCUGGAUGUGUGACAUUAUGCGUGUAUACCGGAUAGUAUGCGGCGAGGUCUCUUUGGACCAUUGCGUAGCGAUGGCUGGCAUCGAUGUACCUGAAGGCGAAGAAAACUGCGCAUAAAGUGGGACCAAGAUCAAGACUGACUGACAAGAAAUCGAAGAACUGGUCGGGGAACCGAUUCACCACAUCUGUGCUCUUGCCCUGAUGGCCACACACACACACACAUAUAUCCACACACACGACAGGAAAGCAAUCGGUGCGGUGCUGUGGUGCCCUUUAUUCACCUUGUGGAAGUGUAGGGUGAAGUUCCGCUCGUCUUUGAUGAGGUCCAGGCGCGCCUUGGCGUUCCGCCGCAUGUGAAUGUCGAUCAGGUGGAACCCACGCGGCGCCCAUACGUGGACCAGCCGGUCAGAGUACUCGGCGUCCCACAUACCUGCACACGCACACAAAAGGACAGAAGGACAGACAGACAGACAGAUGGAUGGAUGGAUGGAAUAUAAUGGUGCCGGCCUGGCUCACCGAUUUCUCCCCCGUUGCCCUUGCCAUACAUGCCGAGGAAGUUCAUGAGCAUCGGAAAGGCCUCCCGCGAUGCGGCCACCCUCAGGUACUCACGGAUCAGCACCUCCUUGAUCGAGCUGCUCAACUCCCACGGCGGGGAGGACGAGGACGGGCGGACAGCGUGAAACAGCAAAGUCACUGGGGCGUUGCGGUGUGUCGGGGAUGAAGAACCGUUGGGCAGCAGGGUCUCUGCCAGCGCCUCCACAGCUCCGCGUUUGUGCGGUGGAUCCCAGCAGAGGGACCCUUGCAGUGCAGAAAGGCCUCGGAUGCUGCUGCUGAUGGAUGGCUGCAUUGCAAAUUCCUCACUGUCGUAGGCUUCUCUAUCUGUUGUGUGGCUGGCGGCAUCUGCGGUAUCUGCGGCAGCGCUGGCCCUCUCCAUCUGCUGCUGCCGCUGCUGCUGCUGCUGCGUUAAUGUCAUGGUUGGGUAGGCUCCCCUCCUCCAGAGGAUGGUCAGUGCGACCAAGCAAAGGAAGGCGCCGACGAGCACCCGGGCGCUGACGGAAGUCUUCGUGCGAUGACGCACCAUUGUCU
Vitrella brassicaformis is the source of this 1646-nucleotide messenger RNA. Lineage: Eukaryota; Vitrellaceae. The record is from the annotation of a GenBank genome assembly.